AGACAAUUAAUUCAUGGACAUGCGGGGGUGCUUCUCCUCCUCGGUGAGGUGGAGGUUCCUUCGGUUGGCCAGCAGCGCUCUCCUCGGUUGGCAGUGGGAUGGAACUUCAAAACGAUCCUAAACCAUAUUACCCACUGAGACGCACUCAUCCCGAGCUGUAGACAAGACGAGAAGUUGAUCCGACAUUCUGGUUGUGUGGAACCAUCUGAAGACGCAGAACAGUCAUCCCAAGCAAACGGAGAACCAAAAGUCCUGUGUGAUGAUGCGAGAAACCUGCGCAUUAAAACGGGAAAUUACUUAUUACUGCAUAAAGUGAGGACUCUUCAAUGACGAGUCCCUUCCUGACAGUCAGUGGUUCUUCAACUUCUCCAAAUAAAGCAAGAGUUGAGGGUUAACCAAUGACGGCUCAGCGACAAAGAGACAACAUGUCGAUCAGUCCAUCCUGUGAGCAGGAGAGGAAGGGCAGUUUCUUCAAGCUGAUUGACUCGAUUGUCUGGGAGAUCGGCACGCUGAAGAAGGAGAUGGGGAGAAAGACAGAGACUGCGGAAGACAACCGGGAAACUGAUGCACAUGUGGGGCUGAGCGAAGAAGUGGGACGUCUAUUUCUUCAAGCCUCACCUUGUCCUGGGAUGGGAGCCGGACCAACCAAGGCAAGAGAUUCAGGCUAUGACUCUCUCCACCGUCGGCUCAGUGUUCUGGAGAGACUGAUGCACACACAUUCUGUGUGGCUGCAGCUGGGCCUCAGCCGCCAGGAUGCAGCUGGAAUACUGCAGAGCCAGCCCGCUGGGUCAUUCCUGGUAAGGAGGUCCACCAGCCUGCAGAAGAAAGUAAUUUCUCUACGUAUGGACAAGGACUCUGCAGAACCCAUCAAAGACUUUCCAGUCAAAGAGAGCCUGUACACAUUCUCUCUGGAGGGAUCAGAGCUGAGCUUUGCAGACCUUUUUCGCCUCUUGGCUUUCUGCUGCAUCAGCAGGGAUGUGCUGCCCUUCACGCUGAAGCUUCCAGAGGCCAUCUCUUCUGCCAGAAGCUUUGCAGAUCUUGAGAAGGCUGCUAAACUGGGAGCAGGUUUCUGGGACAGUAAGUUGUGCAGGAGAGCAGUAUCCGUAUCUCUGCCAAAGACGGCGGGUCCUGAUAGACCACCUCCACCUGCUCUGAGACCGCUCUCCUGUCCAACUACCCCGACAUGUCCUGAGCUUCGAAUUCGCAGCCCCACUCAGCUGGACUGUUGCCUGCCUAACGGCGCACUGUGCUUCAUCAACCCCCUUUUUAUAAAGGCGUAUCAGCCAGAUGGUGGCAACCAGGUCAGCUCUGCCAGGACUACAAACCAGUUACUGAGAGAUGAGUCCAACAACAAUAUAAGUCUCACCAAUAGGAGCAAGAGAGGCUUGUGUUUGGAAAGACCUCAGACGUACAGCUCAGACCUCGGUGACGAGAGCCAGCGACCUCAAGAGACCUUAAGGAGUAUAACCACAAGUCCAUGCAGUAAAGGACAAACUGGUAGCAGCCAGGCGUUGGGUGUCUUUCCAUCCCCUCCUCCUCGACCCCCACGCCCCCGUCUUCCCAAACACCUGCCUGCGCCUCUUCUAAAACAGCAAAGCAUGCCAGAAAAAGUCGCCUGGAUUAACAUUCCGAAGGAGGAAGAGAAGGAGAAGAGCAGCAACCUGUUUUCACGCCUCGGCUCCUCGUUGAGCAUCAGUCCAUCGUCCUCACCUCCGAAGAGACUCAGCAUCAGCUCCCCAAUAUCCAUUCCCCGGCGAACCCUGCCCCUCCCUCUGACGGCUUUCUCCUCCUCUCCACGUCGAUCCAAAGCGUCUCCUUCAUCCAGUCAUGAGGAUGCUCAGUGCCAUCUGGCGUUGGAGGAACAGACAAUUGAGAAGGCCAUCCUAAGGACCAAACUGUCAAAGCAAAAGUCAGUUCAGUCUACAGGCCAGGGCGCCUGCAGUGCUUCAGAGCCUUCGGUGAUGACAGGAACCAAGCUUUCAGAAGUCACACCUGGUGAAGCGUCUCAGGAGGACUGUACCGAUGGGGGCCAACGACUGAGUGACAUGAGCCUGUCCACAGAUUCCUCAGAUUCCCUAGAUUACUCCCAGUCCUCUGCCUUCUUCAUUCCUCCACUGCAUGAUCCCAGCCCCCCCACUGUCGCCGACUUCAACACCCAUCUCCCCCUCUCCAUCCCACCAUCCCACUUACGUUACAGCAGCAUAAAUACAGACGACGACGUUGAUGACGACGACGACGAAGAAGAAGAACCUGACUACGGCGUUAGCCUCGAGAGUGAGCAAGACCAAGAUCUUACUAUGCUCCCACCCGGGGUCAACACAAAGCGGCGCCCCAGCGCCAGCGCCUUGGUCCUACAGAAAGCCCUGCAGGGAAAAUUUCGGAAGAUGAGCGGCGUUUUCAACUCGCUGCUCACGCCAGAGAAGCGGGCGAUCCGUAAAGUCCUGGAGAUGUCCAAGGAUAAAAACUCAUACUUUGGCUCCCUGGUGCAGGACUAUCUGAGCUACAUGGGGGAGGGUGCUGGCGCCCAGGCCUGGCAGGGCUACACCUCAGGACUUGAGCUGCUUCAGACCAUCCGCCAGUUCAUCACUCAGAUGAAGAGCUAUCUGCGACAAACCUCCGAGAUGGAGCCUCCGAUUGAGAGCCUCAUUCCUGAAGAUCAGAUUGACAGAGUCCUGGAAAAGGCCAUGCUGAAGUGCGUUCUGAAGCCCCUGAAGCUGCCUAUCAGCGCAGCGCUAAAGGAGUUCCAGGUGCGCAGCGGCAGCUGGCAGGAGCUGAAGGAGAACCUGUCGUUGGCCAAGGCCCGGCGACCUCAGGAGAUGGGCGUGGCCGACGCUCUGCCUCCCGACCCCGUGGCCAUAGAAAAGAUCAGGCAGAAGUUCCAGACCAUGUGUAAGCUGUACUCUCCAGAGAAGAAAGUCUGCAUGCUGCUAAGAGUCUGCAAGCUAAUUUACACCAUCAUGGAAGACAAUUCAGGUCGUUUGUAUGGAGCCGAUGACUUCCUCCCCAUGCUGACCUAUGUGCUGGCCCAGUGUGACAUGCCAGAGCUGGACAAUGAGAUCCUGUACAUGAUGGAGCUGCUGGACCCUUCGCUGCUGCAUGGAGAAGGUGGUUACUAUCUGACCAGUGCCUACGGAGCCAUGUCCCUGGUUAAGAACUUCCAGGAGGAUCAGGCAGCCAGGGUGCUGAGCUCCGAAACCAAAGACACGCUACAUCAGUGGCACCGGCGGCGCACCACCCAGCGUUCUGCGCCGUCCGUCGAUGACUUCCAGAACUACCUGCGUGUGGCGCUGCAGGAGCUGGACAGCGGAUGCACGGCUAAGACUCUGCCAGUGCGACCGUACACCACGGUGGAGGAACUGUGCCAGCUGUGCGCCCAGAAGUUUAAGGUGUCGGACCCCAAGAACUACGGCCUGUUCCUGCAGAUGGAGGGCAGCAUCCAGCAGCUGGCAGCAGACACCCACCCUCAGAAGAUCAAAGCCGAGCUUCACAGCCGCCCACAGCCGGUUCCCUUCCACUUUGUCUACCGCCGUUUGGCCAAAAACGGCACGUUGUCAGCAUCUCUCCCCAGCACCCCUGCUGACCUCAGUUGUCUCGCCUUGGCCCCUGAUCCCCAGGCCAACCUAAACCUCCAGAGCACGGACCCUCAGGCCUUCGGGAGCGGCUCCAUCUCUGUAUGAUCACGGAGGAACUCCCUCAGACCGUCGUCCCCUACAAACAUGCUUCCCUGAGCAUGCGCCGGCCGGAUGUCGAAACAGUCCAAGUGGGGAAAACAGCGUCUCGUGCCAGUCUUCACAGAGCCGAACUUCUCCUUUCAGGCGACACAUCUGUCUCAACCAACAUCCCCUCGCUGUCAGACGGACCCGGCCGACAGAGGAAAAACAUGCAGUUAUUUUUACUUCCUCCGGAUUUGGUAUCUGAGCAGCUGAAGGACAGAAAGCAAUCUGUCCUCAUUUACACUUCCAGUCAUUCGGUGUAUGUGUACAUAAACAUAAACAAUUUACUUUUGACAGUUGCUGGUCACCUGUUACUUUAUUGCUUUUAAUGGGUAAACUUUUAGAUUGUCUAUGAAAACAGAUUUAGUGACACCUAGAGGUCAUUAGUAUAUAUAACAAAUUUCCUGUGAUCCUUCAGGAAAUCUUCUCGUGCCUCCCAAUCAGACGAUCCGCUUUGAUCAAACGUAAAUUAGUCUGAUGCUUCCGAUCAUCCUAACAUGCAUUGUUGAGGUCAACAUUGUUGACCUUUGGAGUACGACGUCCAUUCUCUCUUUCCAAUAGAAUAGCGUUAAUAUAGUAAAAUCUUUGUGUUUAAGUUUAAAAUUAAGAAGCAGGUAUUCGCUGUUUAAUCCUUGUGUCAUAUUUUCUAUUCACACCGACAUGUGACAGAGGAACUGCUGUGAUUUGUUAGCUUGUGUGGCCUUUUUAGCUGGUCUGAAGUGCCACACUUUGCGAUGCGCUGCACGGUGAGAGUGCAGGUUGUCUAGAGGAGAGCGAAAAUGAUUGACAUCUUGCGAGUUCCACGCAGGGGAAACGAGCAAGGAGCUGUCCGCACAGACGGAGAGGAAGUGCGACGUGGCUGGAAGAAAAGUGAGAGCCGUAGCAGGAAGUUGGGCAGCGUUGUGUCAGUAAGGGGGAACAGGCGUUCUCCUGGCAUGUUGUUGUUAGGAGCUGUUGUAUUUAUGUCUGUGCUGGGAUCUUUCACAGAUAGCCUCCUAUCCUCAAUAUUUUUGAUGUUAAAUUGUCACGAGACACUUUUCCUGCCUGUCAUGUAUGAGAAACAUUUUCUUCUGCACUUAAUAAACAUUGAAUCUGGAA
Molecule: messenger RNA, 4811 nt
Organism: Poeciliopsis prolifica (blackstripe livebearer)
Lineage: Eukaryota; Metazoa; Chordata; Actinopteri; Cyprinodontiformes; Poeciliidae
Gene: rin2a
Product: Ras and Rab interactor 2a
Exons: 14
Coding region: 399-3677 (1092 amino acids)
Biological process (GO): signal transduction; vesicle-mediated transport
Cellular component (GO): endocytic vesicle; cytosol
Molecular function (GO): small GTPase binding; guanyl-nucleotide exchange factor activity
Source: RefSeq, a predicted model, not a curated record